AUGUGGAUUUUAGUAAACAAAUUUUAUGCAUUUAGAUAUGCACGCACAAAUAUAUCUUAUAUAAAAAUAUUAAAGAAAAAUUAUAUAAAAGAUCAUCCUUAUAAAAAUAUUCAUCCUUGGAAAUCAUUACUAGAAUUUUCAAAUGAUCUUCUAAAUAAUUUAAUUUAUAAUAAAGAUGGACUAAUAGUAUUAAAUAAACCAUAUGGAAUUAAACGUAGUAAUUUAAAUUCAUUUAAAAACUCAAAAAAUAAUGUACCUAAUGGUGUUAAUUAUACAUUAGAUGAUGCUUUACCUUAUAUUGCUAAAGAAUUAAAUUAUCCAAAUUUAAGCAUAAUCAGAAGUCCUGAAAUGUACAUGAGUGGUAUUACACUUUUAGCAGCAAAUCCAAAUGUUCAACAUGCUAUAAAACUUGCAUUUAUUCGUGGUGAAUAUUUCAUAAAUACUUAUUGGAUAGUUACACUUGGUAUACCAAAACAAUCAAAUAAUUAUUCCCGUGUAGGAAUAAAAUUAAUUUCAAAUCCUCGCUUUGAAAAUAAAAAACAAAUUCUUACCACAUCAUGGUCUAAAAAUGAAGAAAAAUCAAAGAAGAUAAAAAUAUUAAAAACAGAACACAAAAUAUUAUCCAAUUCCAUACUUGAUUUAUGUUCCUUAAUUCAACUAAAAUCAUCUACCCAUUAUAAACAUGCAAUUAGACUAUUUGCAUCAACAUUUUUAUAUUGUCCAGUUUUAGGAGAUAAUAUUUAUGCAUCUCAGAUUCAAAAAGUUGGAAAUACUUAUGUAAGAAUCGAUCCAUUUCUUACUUGUCCUAUGCUAAAAUUGGAUGAUAAGCUUCUUAAAUUAUUAUGUAUUAAACCUAAUAAUCAGAAUAUUAUUCCUACUCAUAUUCAUCUAAAAUCAAUAGUUUUACCAAAGUUUUUUGGAAAAACAUUAGAAAUUGAAGCUCCUUUAAUGCCAUAUUUUGAAUGGACAUGUAAACAACUUGAAUUUAAACAUAUAAUACAAAAACAGGAUUAUAAAUCACAUUUAGCUUUAUAAAUAUAUAAAUAAUGAUUUGAAUAUAAUUUAUUUCUUUAAAUAAAAUAAUACU
Molecule: messenger RNA, 1087 nt
Organism: Apis laboriosa (Himalayan honeybee)
Lineage: Eukaryota; Metazoa; Arthropoda; Insecta; Hymenoptera; Apidae
Product: mitochondrial RNA pseudouridine synthase rpusd4-like
Exons: 4
Coding region: 1-1035 (344 amino acids)
Biological process (GO): pseudouridine synthesis
Molecular function (GO): RNA binding; pseudouridine synthase activity
Source: RefSeq, a predicted model, not a curated record